Messenger RNA from Trichoderma asperellum CBS 433.97, 573 nucleotides. RefSeq lists its product as uncharacterized. NCBI's taxonomy places the organism in Eukaryota, Fungi, Ascomycota, Sordariomycetes, Hypocreales, Hypocreaceae. Gene Ontology annotation, molecular function: 2 iron, 2 sulfur cluster binding. The record is from RefSeq and is a predicted model, not a curated record.
AUGAAAGCAUUCGAGGAAACAUCUCAACUUGGUGCAGAAUGGUUCUCUGUCGGCCUCGCUUCAUCGUUUCCCGACCUGGGACUCGACGAUGAUAACUUGGCGAAAUAUAGAACAUGUGGUGGGGAUGCCAAACCAGGAUGCAAAGUUUUCCAAGUGCCCAGAGAAGAUAGCCUUCAAAGCGCAGAGGUCACCAUUAGAGAAGAUGGUACCCUCCAACGAUCGGAUUUGAAGGGGCUUAAAGAUCAGGUUCUGGUGUUUCGAUACAAAGGAAAGUUUCACGCGGUUGAUCAUAUAUGCCCCCAUUCCUCAUACCCCCUCUCGCAAGGCACCCCCUUUGAUAUUGAGGAUUUUGGAGUCAUUUUAAGCGCUGGACUGACCUGUCCAAAACAUGGAUGGUCGUUCGAUAUAUUUACUGGAACAGCGGACCGUGGGAACUACCAACUUGAUAUAUGGGAAACACAAUUGCGCGAAACCAAAAGCGUAGAUCCGCGGCAGACAGAAGUUGACAAUAGUAAAGUAUUAGAUAUCGCUGAUAAAGAAGUAUGGGUUAGGAGGAGACAACAAGGGAGGUAG